AUGGCCGAGACCGCUCCUGUUGCUGCGCCCGAUGUCGCCGCCGCUCCGACCCCGGCCAAGGCGGCCCCCGCCAAGAAGCCGAAGAAGGCGGCGGGCGGCGCCAAAGCCCGCAAGCCCGCGGGCCCCAGCGUCACCGAGCUGAUCACCAAGGCCGUGUCCGCCUCCAAGGAGCGCAAGGGGCUCUCCCUCGCCGCGCUCAAGAAGGCGCUGGCCGCCGGUGGCUACGACGUGGAAAAAAGUAACAGCCGCAUCAAGCUGGGGCUCAAGAGCCUCGUCAGCAAGGGCACCCUGGUGCAGACCAAGGGCACCGGCGCCUCCGGCUCGUUCCGCCUCAGCAAGAAGCCGGGAGAGGCGAAGGAGAAGGCUCCUAGGAAGAGAACGCCCGCGGCCAAGCCCAAGAAGGCAGCGCCCAAGAAGCCUGCCAGCGCAGCCAAGAAGCCCAAGAAGGCGGCAGCGGCGAAGAAGAGCCCCAAGAAAGCCAUGAAGCCAGCUGCCGCUGCCACCAAGAAGGCAGCAAAGAGCCCCAAGAAAGCGACAAAGGCUGCCAAGCCCAAAAAGGCGGUGGCAGUCAAGAGCCCAGCCAAAACGAAGGCGGUGAAGCCCAAAGCUGCCAAGCCCAAGACGGCCAAACCGAAGGCAGCCAAAGCAAAGAAGGCGGCCCCCAAGAAAAAAUAAAUAUCCUGAAAAAAAAAUCCCUCUCCUCUGCUUGGCAGAUAAAACCC
Molecule: messenger RNA, 722 nt
Organism: Centrocercus urophasianus (Greater sage-grouse)
Lineage: Eukaryota; Metazoa; Chordata; Aves; Galliformes; Phasianidae
Product: histone H1.03
Exons: 1
Coding region: 1-675 (224 amino acids)
Biological process (GO): nucleosome assembly
Cellular component (GO): nucleosome
Molecular function (GO): DNA binding; structural constituent of chromatin
Source: RefSeq, a predicted model, not a curated record